Messenger RNA from Drosophila obscura, 1716 nucleotides. RefSeq lists its product as uncharacterized. Lineage: Eukaryota; Metazoa; Arthropoda; Insecta; Diptera; Drosophilidae. The transcript is spliced from 4 exons. The coding region runs from base 1 to 1716 and encodes 571 amino acids. The record is from RefSeq and is a predicted model, not a curated record.
AUGUCGAUACCACGACUGGAACUUCAAGCAACCGUACUGGGAACGAGACUGAUGGACACCGUAAAAAGGGAGCACGGUGUAUCGAUCAGCAGCUGCGUACUCUGGACCGACUCCAAAACGGUUCUGCACUGGAUAAGCAGCACCCACCGGCGUUACAAGCAGUUCGUUGGAAACCGGGUGGCGGAGAUCCUGGAGUCCACAGAAGUAUCCCAAUGGAGAUGGAUACUGUCCGCUGAAAACGUGGCAGACGAUGCGACGCGGCCGCAAAUCCACGUGGAUCUGGAUCAAGGAUCACGUUGGCUAAGUGGGCCUCCCUUUCUACGGGAACCUGAGGAGGAGUGGCCGAUUUCUUCUUCGGGUGAUGGUGGCUACCCGCGAACCGCGGAUGAAGAAGAGAUGCCAUGUGAGUUUGCGCUGGUUAUAGCAAACUCCUUUAUAUCUUUGCAGAGGUUCUCAAGCUACUACCGAUUGGUCAGGGCCACUGCCUGGGUCCUCCGGCUUAUCCGACGGUGUCGCGGACACCGUGAGAAGAGCGACGAAUACGGGCUAACUGCGGCUAAGUGCGCCGAGGCAGAGCGCAUGCUGAUCCGGCUGGCGCAAAGUGAGGCGUUCGCUGAGGAGACGCAACGGAAGACUGUCACAAAUGACAGCCAAUUACGAGGGCUGUCGCCAUACGUCGACGAAGAUGGAGUCAUACGUGCGUGUGGAAGGAUCGAUGCGGCCGCGUGCAUGCCAUUCAGUGCGCGGCGCCCGAUCAUACUGUCGCACAAACACGCACUGGCAGAGAUGAUCGUCGGUCAUUACCACGAUAAGAUGCGGCAUCAAAACCUGGAUGCGACCAUAUGCGAGAUCCGGAAGAGGUUCUGGAUAACCAACUUGCGGAGGUUACUACGGAGGAUAGUAACCAAUUGCCACAUCUGCAAACUACGAAGAGCACGACCAAGACAGCCAAUGAUGGGUCCCUUGCCAGAGGACCGGCUCGAGGCCAAUGGAUGGCCAUUUAAGUAUACCGGCCUGGACUAUUUGGGGCCGCUGAUGGUGACGUUUGGACGUCGAACGGAGAAGAGAUUCGUGCAUCAUCGCGAUAAGGAACUUCAUGUGCUGCCGUGGACCUGUGGUCAGGAUGAGAAGCGACAACGGAAAGAAUUCGUCGGAGCUGACAGAGAGGCCAGGAAAUUCGACGAAGUCUUCGAACCGGAGAAGAUCCAGGGCGAACUGUCGUCCAGAGGAGUCGAAUGGAUCUUCAACUGUCCGGCAAACCCAGCUGAGGGAGGCGUCUGGGAGAGAAUGGUCUACUUCCUGAUUGAGGCGGAAAACAUUGUCAACUCGCGUCCGCUCACACACUUGCCAGUCACGGUUGAUCAGGAAGCCCCAUUGACACCGAACGACCUGCUGAAAGGAGCAGCCGGCGUACCGGACCUUCCAGGAGACGAUGGUCAGUCGCCUAAGAAGGAGAAGUGGUGCGAGCACGUCGAGCCAAUGCGUCGUGGAGAUCUCGUGUACGUAUGCGAUCCUGCCAUACCAAGGAGAGAAUGGAGGCGAGGCAUCGUUGAGGAGGUGUAUGCUGGAGUGGACGGAGUACCACGACGAGCGGCGGUGCGCGUGGCCAGCGACGAUCGAUCCAAGCUUAUGAUGCGUCCCGUCUCCAAGUUAGCUGUACUGUACGUGGUGAAUGCAGCUGCGUCACGGGGAUCGGGAUGUCGCGGAACGGAUUAG